This is a messenger RNA of Drosophila ananassae, 3314 nucleotides long. It is a transcript of the gene ETHR, whose product is annotated as growth hormone secretagogue receptor type 1. The coding region runs from base 474 to 1853 and encodes 459 amino acids. Gene Ontology annotation, molecular function: thyrotropin-releasing hormone receptor activity. Gene Ontology annotation, cellular component: plasma membrane. The record is from RefSeq and is a predicted model, not a curated record. NCBI's taxonomy places the organism in Eukaryota, Metazoa, Arthropoda, Insecta, Diptera, Drosophilidae. Gene Ontology annotation, biological process: G protein-coupled receptor signaling pathway. The transcript has 4 exons.
GUGGCCCCUGUGAUUGGCCAUUGGACGAUAUACAUUCCGAUUGCCGCAGGACGACGAAACCGAAAUUGCCGAGGGGCAGCCACGGCGUCGCCGCUGUGGCCAGGAUUGGGCAGCUCCGGCUCCAGCUCCAGUUCCAGCUCCCACGGCUGACCGACAUUGGCGUAGGCCCAGGCUCCAGGAUCUGGCUGCUGUUGCUGCUCCUGUUGCUGCCCGUGCUUUUGUUGCGCGCCCAAGAUGCCCUCCCCGCCGGUCCAUCUGCAAACACGUCGUCGGAGCACGCUGGGCUAUCCCGUGGCGCUCCUAGUGGCGGCGAUGGCCCACACCACCCAGCUCAUAGUGUUCCAGCCCACGGCAACUUCAUCGCCGCAACAGCCGCCACAUCGCUCGCCACAGUCUCCACAGAAGUGGUCGCCGCAUCUGCAGGAACAACAGAAACAUCUACAGCCCAGGACCAUGCCGAUGAUGCUGAGCAGAUGCUGCCACAAAUUCCGCCGUAUAUCCGCACAACCGCCAUGUUCUUCUGCAUAGUUAUAAUGCUGCUGGGAGUGGUGGGUAAUGUAAUGGUGCCCAUCGUGAUUGUGAAGACGAAGGAUAUGCGCAACUCCACGAACAUCUUCCUCACCAAUCUGAGCAUUGCCGACCUGCUGGUGCUCCUCGUCUGCACGCCCACCGUUCUCGUGGAGGUUAACACCCGGCCAGAGACCUGGGUACUGGGCCAUGAGAUGUGCAAGGCCGUGCCGUUCGUGGAGCUGACGGUGGCCCACGCCAGUGUCCUGACCAUUCUGGCCAUCUCGUUUGAGCGCUAUUACGCAAUCUGCGAGCCAUUAAAGGCCGGCUAUGUCUGCACCAAGGGGCGGGCCAUCCUCAUCUGCGUCCUGGCCUGGGGCAUCGCAGCUCUCUUUACGAGCCCCAUUCUGUGGGUGGCCGAGUACAAGCUGGCCGAGUACAUUGACGGAUCCUCGGUGGCCGUCUGCCUCACCCAGGCCAUCACCGACUGGACGGUCGCCUUCUUCCUGAUGACCAUCUCUGUGUUCUUCGUCCUGCCCUUUGUGACCCUGGUGGUGCUGUACGGCAUCAUAGCCAAGAACCUCGUCUCCAACCGGGGCGCCAUGCUGCGGGCUCGGCCAACGAAACCGGAGCUCAGUCUGAGGGCCCGCAAGCAGGUGGUCCUGAUGCUCGGCGCCGUGGUGCUAUCCUUCUUCGUCUGCCUGCUGCCCUUUCGGGUGCUCACCCUCUGGAUCAUCCUUAGCUCGGACCAAACUCUUCAUGACCUCGGUUUGGUGCGCUACUACAGUCUCCUGUAUUUUUGCCGGAUUAUGCUGUACCUCAACUCGGCCAUGAACCCCAUCCUCUACAACCUGAUGUCGACGAAGUUUAGACGGGGAUUUGGAAGGCUUUGCCAGGAUGCUGGAAGAUUAGUCCUUGAAUUGGUAACCUUCGGACGCAGCAAGGAGGUAUCCCCCCGCGGCCGAAGUGGCACGCUGUCGCUGGGAAUGGGAACGAAUACGAACACUAAUACCAAUUCUUCCAAUGCCACUGCAGCGACAAGCUCCAGUGUCCUUUCGAGGAGCUCCAAUCGACGCUGCAGCGAGGACAUCAGCCGCACCCGUCUCAAGAUCGAGCUGCAAAUGCCGUUUGGCAGCGAUCUGGAGGCCAUGGCCAUGUUGCAGCAUUCAGUGCUGGGGAAGAAGGUGGCCCGGAGGCAAAGCGAUACACAUCUAAUGGGUCUGAGGAAACCACAACCGCCACGACGUCAGAAGCCGCAAAUCAGUUUCGAUGAGGAGGCGCUGGAGGGGAAAUAUAUAGCCGUUGCAGAUGAGAAACUAAAAGCCUCUGGAGAAAAUCCCGCCUGACGGCGAGAAGCGUGAAAAAUCGCCUGUAACCCGUUUACACACUCGCUUCACUUGGCUGGAAUGUGUUGAUGGUUGAUCCUGGCAUCCUGACAAAUCCCCGCAUCCUGAACGCCGGCAUAAUCGAUUUCAGUCAACCGUUGACAGCUCACCAAGUCGGAGUUAGAGUCCGGACACCGGAUCCUUGGACAUUUCCGUACAAAAAACAAUCAAUUUUUCGGGCUAUUAAACUCGAAUGAAUGUGCCAAAGAUAAAUAACAGCAACGACAGCUGAAUAGCACUACAACUACAACUAGACCCGCCAUUGGUCAGAGUUUCGGAUAAAAAUUGAUAGUGGGCCUGGGAGCGCCAUUAAACGGAGGAACGAAGGAAACGGCACGGAGGCACGGCAAAUGGAAAUGGCUUAAUAUGCGUAUGCGGCCGGGAACCCCAUCAAGGAGGCGGAUAAACAUGAUUUAGGUGUAUUGAAAUAGUUUCCGUAAUCCGGCGCCCUGGCCUAUCCAAAAUGGCCGCCAUUAUUACACGAGCGGCCAUCACCGGAAAGAAAAAAACUGUUGCCUACUUUGUGGCAGCUCGAAUAAAAAGCUUAGCUCAAUAUGCACAUGUAAACACAGUUGUACAUACAAUCCAUGCACACACACACACACAUACACGAAAACAUAAAAGAACAUACGUAAAUAUUUAUAUUAAUAUAUUUAUACAUACCUACAUAUUUAUAUAUAUGUACAUAUAUACAUAAACGCAAUGCUUAUAAAUACAAAAAAAAAAAACACACAUCGCACACACUUACCCGAAUGAAGAACAACCAGUUUGUAAGUAAAUAAAUUUUUUAUGACAACUCAUGACGGGUCAAAGAAGUCGCCUAUUUUCAAACAUUUCCCCCACCAACCAGCAGUACUAUAAUUUAUAUAAUUCAAAGGAAAUCGAGCAACUGCCAAGCCCCUGUAAAUAUAUACUUACUAACUCGUUUCGUACAUGCGUAGCUUUUUAAUUUGUUUUCGUAGCCUUAGUAGUAGCAAUAUGACGUAGAUUUUCCCAGCUUUCCUUACCAAAAACAUAUAUUUAAUAAUAAUAAAGUAGAUAGAACCUCCCACGCUAAUGCGACUGCGAUGAUGUGUAUGAGCAGACGCUGCCGUUUCCGUUUCCGUUCCCUGAUUAAAUUGAGUGCUUCGUCCCGAAAGUUUUUCAGUACUUGAGUAGCUUUUAAAUAUUUGUUUGUUUCCCGCUCGAAGCGUGUUUCAAAACUUUGCAGACAACAAUCAGCAGCCCCCGAAGGCCAGACCCUUCGCCGAAUUUAAUCUAAUAUGAAUUAUAUAACUCUUGCAGUCCCAUCAUCGCCAUAUCUAGCUACAGUGUGGAGCCAUAUGGCGACGGAACCGACGCCCCCGUCUGCACCACCGCCGCAGAUAGUUUCUGGACGAUCUUGUAUUUUGUGGGCAGCAUUACAGUGUUUUUCUUUCUUCC